This is a messenger RNA of Harmonia axyridis, 5088 nucleotides long. Its product is annotated as girdin-like. Lineage: Eukaryota; Metazoa; Arthropoda; Insecta; Coleoptera; Coccinellidae. The record is from RefSeq and is a predicted model, not a curated record. Gene Ontology annotation, molecular function: microtubule binding; dynein light intermediate chain binding. Gene Ontology annotation, biological process: cytoplasmic microtubule organization; cytoskeleton-dependent intracellular transport. The coding region runs from base 474 to 4343 and encodes 1289 amino acids. The transcript has 14 exons. Gene Ontology annotation, cellular component: centrosome; cytoplasm.
UUACAUUCAGUUAAUCGCUCACUUGUCUGUGAUAUAGUGUAAACAAUCUGUAGAGAAAAUUGUUCGUGUUUUCGUUCGGAAGAUUUUUUUGCGAGUAUUGAAAUUGAAGUGGCUACAAUUUUUUUUCAUCCUUGAAUUAAACAUAGGUUUGUGCUUUAGGUUGAAGCAAUUUCUGGCAAUAUCACCGCAAUUUUUGCCUUUCUGUCCUUUGUUUUCUCUGAAGUCUGCUAGACUUUCUUUUUGCAAGCGUGAGAAAAAUCGCAAUAUUUUGUAAAUAAUGAGAAGAAUAGUUGCUUCCGGUAAGGUCUAAUUACUUAUGUAGUAUGGAGUAGAUUCUAAUAGUGUUAAUUUAUUGUCGUCGUUUAAAAGUGUAGUGCCUAAUGAAGUGAUUAUUUAAAACUGUAGUUACUAUGAUUAAAAUAUUUAGGAAUACUUAUUCAUCGAAUAGACGUAGUGCAUUUUAGUUAUAUGAAAUGAUUACACCAACUGACAUAAUGGCUUCAGCUUCAGAUAUACAAGGAUUCCUGAAUGGACCUUUAGUAUGCUGGCUGCGAUCGUGUAUCCCAGAUAUAGACAACAAACUAAUUGCAUACGAGAAUUAUUUUGAUGGAUUCCCUUUCCGUGAUGUACUUCUCAAAAUUGAUCCAGAUCCAUCUGAACCUGUGCCUGCUUUAGCUUCGUUCCAUGAUAAGGAUAUCCUGAGUGCAAGAAUCCAAAUAUUUCAUGUUAUACUCAGCAACAUUCAGACAAUAUACUUGACCGAGCUGAAUCAAGUGGUGGUGAAAUUGCCGGAUAUCAUUGUCAUGGCAACGGAACCGUCUUCACUACUUGGCCUACAGCAGCUGGAGCUCAUGCUCCUGCUUCUGUUGGGAAUUGCUGUUCAAGGACCCACGAGGGAUUUCUUCGUGAAUCGAAUUCAACAGCUGGGGAAUGAUGAUCAAGUUGCCAUAGCACACGCCAUAACACAGGUAACCGAAGGCAAUAACCUAACAGUCUCCUUCGACGUGGACGAAGCUCGUCCGAUGGAGUGCUACCUCAUCUACCUCAAGACCGUAAUUGAGGACAGGAACAUCAUGCUGAGCCGUUGGGUGGAGGAGUUCAGGAGGAGAAUCGAAGGAAACAGUUCAGGACAAGGAGAUUGCACGGCUACCGAGGCUAGCCAUUAUGGUGUGGAGAUCGUCGACCUGAAGUCCCAGAUCAGGAGACUUCGCCAGUCCGCAGACGAGAAAAGUGACCAUAUAAUAGAGCUUGAAGCUGAGUUGCGGAGGCUAACGGACCUGAACACUAAAGUACAAACCGAUAACAACAAACUCAUUAUCGAAAAAAUCAAAGCUGACAGGUCUCAAGACGAAUGGGAUGCCCUCACAGAGAAGGUCAAAGAAGUAGAAGAGCUCCAAAACGAAAUUGGUACCUUGAGGAAGAAUUUGAUUGACGCCAAAUGUACCAAGCUUAGAUUAGAUGAACUUUUUUCCGACAAUAAGCUCCUUGAGCGUAGUAUUGAGGCUAUGGAAGUCCAGAUGGAAGAAGCUAGGAAGAAGGCGAUGAGGAUCUUCGAAGUAGAAGGAAAACUCUUAUCCGCUCAAAAGACCAUAGAUAUCCAAGAGUUGGAUCUCAACGCUGCCAAAGCCAAAAUCCAAGAACUAGAAGAACGCAAUGCCGAACUCCAACUGUUGUACAAAAACAAAGUCCUCGAGAGUGAGAUAGUAGAGGGAGAAGAUGAUGAGGACGUUCCCAACACAACAACAAGGUUUCAGGAGUUCGACUUCUGCAACAGCACAAGCAUAGGUGAAGAGUUGAACAACAACGCACGUAGGAAGGCUCUAGAAUUGCAGAUUGAGAAUCAACAGCUCCAAGCUGCCCUCGACGAUAUCAAGCACAAGGACUUUUAUGAGAAUAGAGACAAGGUGCGCGAACUCGAAAAGGACAAGAAGAUGUUGAGCAUGGAAUUGGAGAAGGUCAAACCACAACUCGAGAAUCUUAAAAAGUAUGCUGAAGAUAUAGAGGCGGUGAUGAAGAAAGCCGUCCAGGAGAGCGUUGAGAUGCAAAGGGAGAUCAAGGAAUUGAAGGAUCUCAACGAAAAACAGAAUGAGCUUUUACAGUUCGAGAAGUCAAGGAAUGAGGAACUUCGGGAUGCUCUAAAACACUGCACUGCUGAGAGAGAUAGAAAUAACUUGCUUCUUCAGUCCUUUAAAUUUAAGACUGAGAGAACUGAUAAGUGGACUUCUGAACUUCGUGAGUCAAUAGUUGACCUCAAAAGGGAACUUGAGAUGGGUAAGAUGGUGGAAAAGGAAAAACAAGAUUUAAUAUGGAAAAAAGGAUGCCUAGAGAAAGAUAUUGUUAAUUUACAUAAAGAAGUGGAAAACCUCAAGGAAUUAUUGGAGAUGAAGAGUAUGGACGUUGAUCAAAGAACAGAUAAGAUAACCAUACUAGAGCGACAAGUGGAAACUCUAAUAAAGCAAAAAAGAGAGUUGAUGGAACAGGUAGGGAAGUUGCAGGAUUGCGAGAGAAAAGCUCAGGAACUGUUGUCUCAGGCAGCUGUACACUCCGAGACUAUAACUACCUUGCAGAGAGACUUGGUCACCGAAAAAGUUACGAACGAAAAAUUCAGAACCAACAUGGAAAAACUUGGCCUCACCUUGGAUGUCCUGGACAAUGACAUCAACGUAAUUUUGGAAACGAUGUUGGAGAAUUCGGAGGUGUUCAGAACUCUGACCGACAUUUAUAAGACCAAGGAGGGUGACGUUCUAGACGUGGACAAGCAUUUGGAGGAGAUGGCUAGUUCUUUAACGGAGGAGUGGAGGCAGCAAGUUGAGAAGUUGGAGGAAGAGAUUUCAGUUUUGCAAGGCUCAAAUAAAACUUUGCAAACAGAGAAUGCCAGCCUGAAGGUUGAUAUUUCCACUUUCAAAUCCCAGUUGCAAAGUUUGCAGAUGCAACAGACUGCUUUGCAGUUGGCAAACAGUCAAUUGGUGGCCGAGAAGGAAGAUUUGUCUCGUUUGAAUCUCGUUCAACAGAAUCAGCACAGGACACUGUCUCAGGACCAAAGUCUACUCCGUAACAUCCAUGCCGAACUAACUGCUGAAUACGAGAAGUUGCUCGAAGAGAAAGAAAGCCUAAAGAAGAACAACAGGGACUUGAAGACUGAAGCGCGAACAUACAACGAGAAAUUGGAAAGUUUGGAAAGUAAGAUUAAAACGGUGGAACAAGAAAGAGAUCUAGCCAAAGAUGAUUCCAAGCACCUUUCGUUCUUGAGGUCAGAACAUUCGAAACUCAAGGCUGACUUCAGAACUUUGCUGUCGACUAGCGAAAGGUUCAAAGUGGAAUGUAAGACGUCACGUGAAGAACUGCAUACUCUACGAGCGGAAUUCAGGGAAAUGAGGUCGACCAACACUGAGAUGAAAUCCGAACUGCUUAAUAAGACUGAUGCGAUAACAAACCUGCAGUUGGAAAAUGCAGUGUUGCAGCAAAAAUGCGAGAUGCUGCAGGACAAUCUGAACAAGCUGGAUGCAACUAGGAUCAAUCUACUGGAAAGUUAUUCCGAAUUGUGUAGACAAAGUUUAACUUGUAUGGCUGAGUCCAUGGACAGACAGAGUCUUUCUCAAAUGGAAGCCAAGCGUCACUGGGAACAAUAUAACAACAUCCUAAGACAAAAAGACAAGUUGGAGGAGAAAAUCUUCGAUUUCUACAAGAAUCUUGGAAAUGCGAACCAAAAGAAGAGUGGGUUCGCUUCUCUGGUUCGAAGGGUCCGUAAAGCCGGAUCUGGGAUAAUGAACCGCAGUAGAAGUAACCGAAGGUCUUCCGAAGAAGAGACCACUCCCACGAAAACCAUCCAGGCCGAGCCUCAGGUGGCAGGUCCCAGCGGCAGCGCCUCCGCCGAAUCUAACAACAGUUCCAACGGCAACGAGUCCGACAAUAGCAUAGAAGAGUUCCAAAGCGGUUUGGAACGUUCCAGGACCCCAAGGAGCAGUCUCCACGGUCAGCGACCAAGGGACGAGAUCGAGCUCAGGAGGUCGUUGAGACACUCGACAAAGAGGAGCAGCGUAGCAAGUGAAGAGCUACUUUUAAGGGAUAGUCCUAGCUUGGGGUCCAUAGGAUCUCGGAGAACAGUGUAUAUAUCGGAGGACGAGCCUGCUCCUUCCCCAUCGCCUAUUCAAUCGACUCCUCUGAGAGACGCCAAUCCCCCUCUUUUAGUAUACAAUAGGAUUUCGACUGUGAUAGGUGGCGACACACUCUGUACUUUAGGCAACCAAACUAAUCUACCGGAAAUCCCACGUGAAAACUCAGAUGGGAAAAAGCCAGUUAAUCCAAAAGAGACUGCUGUGUGGUACGAGUAUGGUUGUGUUUAGUUCGUUAACGUUUCACAAUGACGAACAAUAAAAUUCAUCACGUAGAUAUUAAUUCUUCCAAUUACGCUUGAAAACUAAAUCCUUAUAUUCAAGUAAUCGAUGUAUGCAUUAUUAGAUCAGUAUUAUAUUGUAUUUAUCGUAUUGUAUUGUAUUCACGAUUUGCUCGAAAGUUAAAUAUUCGGAGUUUUUUUUUCAUGAUUUAUUGUCGGAACGUAAAAUAUGGAAGAAUACUUUUCGUUCUAGGAAAGUGUGUUGUUUUGCGUGUGAAUUUCAUUGUUUAAGUAUUUCACUACGUGUUCCUUAAAUGUAUAUAAAGUAAUUUUAUUUUUGCUAUUCGUACUUAUAAAUCAGCACAACUUUAUUGAUUAUAUUAAGGUUUUAACUUCUGAUGAUUGUUUUGAUUCUACUGUUGACUGAGAUUUGUUGCAUUUUUCCUAUUUGAAGAUUUUUAUACUUAGUUUUGAUAAGAAAAGUUAACCAUAUGAUUUUCGAGCGGAAUCAAUAAGAUAUUCAUAAGUUAUUGCCUUUUAAAAGUGUAUAUACAUAUAUAUCAGUUGUCUGAGGAAAUUUUUAUCCUCUUUUUUUUAUACAUUGAUCUGUUAAUAAUUCUUACAACUAUAUAUUGAUAGGUUACCAAUUCUGUUAAUAUAUGCUUUGUAUAAAAUAAUUUUUUAAUGUCUUCAGCUGAAAUUGUGAUUAAGGGUUCAUCAUUUAUGAUGGACUCAAAUAAACGAAUUUAUUUAAA